Messenger RNA from Prunus armeniaca (apricot), 324 nucleotides. The record is from the annotation of a GenBank genome assembly. NCBI's taxonomy places the organism in Eukaryota, Viridiplantae, Streptophyta, Magnoliopsida, Rosales, Rosaceae.
AUGCUCGGUCAUGAUCACGCAAAAGCUUACAAGUUCCCAACCCAGAAGUCACUUCUUGACCGCGAACUUGGGGGGACUACUGUUUACACCAUAAUCAACCGAGCAUAUCCAGUCUCAAAACAACUAGCACCAAGGCAGACACGCCUUCUCUCCUGCCGAAGGAAGACACUCUUCCGAGGUGCCAGGCACCUGCCGAAACUCCCGACUGCCAAAGCUCACAAACUGUUAAACCUAAUUCUCGUGACACGUGUCACCACCGCGGCGACUUGCACAGAGUCCCACAUCGGAAAUCUACACCAACCUCCAACUUUCACUUCCCUAUAA